This is a messenger RNA of Podarcis lilfordi (Lilford's wall lizard), 12628 nucleotides long. The record is from the annotation of a GenBank genome assembly. NCBI's taxonomy places the organism in Eukaryota, Metazoa, Chordata, Lepidosauria, Squamata, Lacertidae.
GGCGUCACGUGAGCGCGGCGGGGAGAAAGUGCACUUCGGCGUGCAAAGCUGCAGGAAGCCUCCUCUAUCCCUGACACGCUUUCCAAGAAAAACCCAAGAAAUAAAACCCCCAAAAUGCCCGCUUUCAACCUCUCCAAGGAAGCAGUCGUCGGGACUGCAGCGCUGGGGAUGGUUGCUGUUGCUGGAUUCCUAAUAGGUAAGAUCCUGAGACUAAGAUCCCUUUGUCCGUCUUGGAAGCAGGAUCCGCGUGGGCGCCGCCCUGUUGCGCGUUCGCCAGCGGCCCCACGGCUUGUUGCGCGCGUGACCCGGGCGAGGGUGGAGUCGUGGGUGGGCAGGGUGGCAGGAGGGGCAACCCAAACCCUAAUGAGCUCAUGGGUUUGGGUUGGGGCAAGCCCCAGUCUCCCUUUAACAGGAAAAACUGAGGGAGUUCAGGAUGCUGACACUAUGUGACGCUCAAAAGAAAAAAGAAAAAGGUAAAGGACCCCUGGAUGGUUAAGUCCAGUCAAAGGUGACUACGGGGUAUGGCGCUCAUCUCGCUUUCAGGCUAAAGGAGCCAGUGUUUGUCCACAGACAGCUUUCCAGGUCAUGUGGCCAGCAUGACUAAACCACUUCUGGCGCAACAGGACACCGUGACGGAAACCAGAGCGCAUGGAAACGCCAUUUACCUUCCCGCCAUAGCGGUACCUAUUUAUCUACUUGCACUGGCAUGCUUUCUUUUUUUAAAAUGUAUUUUUAUUAAAUAUUUUCUUGGUUUACAAAAGUAUGUGCAAUGUCUCUUUUUUCAAGUAACAUUUUUUACAGAUCAGUUUCAUUUGUUGAGACAUUAGAAAGAAAAGGGGGAAAGAGGUGGAGGGGGAAAGGUGAGUGGGGGUGGGGUCAGGUGGCAAUGUUUCUAUUUUACUUAAUAUAUGUGGGGUUUUGUGUUAGGGUCGCUUGUGCAGGUUCUCUGCUGUUCACUUGUGUUCCUUUGUGGUGAGAGAGGUUGGGGUUGGCCUAGGGUGCGGUUGUUUGUUUGUGAUUGGCUGUGGUGAUCUUUGUUUUCAUGUGUGAGUGGGGUGGGUGGGUGUUUUGGAUCAGGUUAGCCAUAUUGAUUUGUAUGCUGUUGGUGGAUUUUUGUCAUUGUCUUGUUGGGCUGUGUGUGUGAUAAAGGGGUGAAGGCCUCUUCUUCUAUUUGUCCCCGUGUCAGUUUCAGUUUAUUGGUUAAUUUUUCUAGUAAGGCUGUUUCCCAUACUAUUUGGUACCAUUGGUCCAUGCUUACUCCUGACAGGUCUCUCCAGUGUCUGGUUAUGAAGUUCACUGGCAUGCUUUCACACUGCUAGGUUAGCCGGAGCUGGGACAGAGCAACGGGAGCUCACCCCAUCACGGGGAUUUGAACCGCCAAUCUUCUGACUGGCAGGUCCAAGAGGCUCAGUGUGGUGUAGUGGUUAAGAGCGGUAGUCUCAUAAUCUGGGGAACCGGGUUCGCGUCUCCGCUCCUCCACAUGCAGCUGCUGGGUGACCUUGGGCUAGUCACUCUUCUUUGAAGUCUCUCAGCCCCUCUCACCUCACUGAGUGUUUGUUGUGGGGGAGGAAGGGAAAGGAGAAUGUUAGCCACUUUGAGACUCCUUAAAGGGAGUGAAAGGCGGGAUAUCAAAUCCAAACUCCUCUUCUUCUUCUUCAGUGGUUUAGACCACAGCACCACCCACAUCCCUUGUAUUCUCGAAUGAACGUUUUUUUGAAGCCAAACGUCUGACGCAGCUUCCAAUUGAGUGCAGGAAGCUCCUGCAGCCAAUUAGAAGACACUCCUUGGUUUUCAAAUGGUUUUGGGAGUCGAACGGACUCCCGGAAUAGAUUAAGUUCGAAAACCAAGGUACCACUGUAUAGUGUAACAGCCCUCCUGUUCAAGGCUGGAUGGAGCCUGGGAAAAGGACAUGAUAGCAGAGUUCACUGUAGUGUUAUGGUGCACUGUUCGGUUUGGGGGGCUGUGGAAAAUUCACGUUGUGGCAAUCUGCAUGCUCCCAGUCCUGUGAUGCCCUUCUAUAGGGAAGAGGGUGGGGCACAGCCUUGAUCUCUACUACCCCUGUCCUAGGGCUCUUGUGCUUUGAUGUACACAUUGAGUUUGGGAUGAGCUUUACUGUUAACUUCCAUGAAGAAGACAGGCCUGUAAAUAGGCAGAUCUGCUUCCACCAUUGAAGUGAACGGGGAAACCCUUAGGUGCAAGGGAGUGAUGUGUGCAUGCAGCCCCACCAGAAAUCUUUGGAAGCUUACGGGUUGUCUUAUUUCUUUCCCAAAAGGCAGAAGAUAUUCAGGCCUUCCCUUUGGAACCCCCAAAAGCCGUUUCCAAGGGAAAAACAGCCCAUUACUGCAGUACGUACUGGAUCACUCCUUGAGGGAGCACCCGGCUUUGAAGAAGCUAAGAUUGGUAAGUAUGUCUUUCUACUGGGUCUAUCUUCCCGACUUCAGCUCUCACAUAAGUGCCCCGUUCAGAGUCCACUUAGGAACUUGCUCGUGCCCAGAACUGGGUUUUGUCUUCUCCAUGAGAUGAUAAGGAUAGACAUCCCAGAAAAAAUAUAUGGUUGUUUAUUUUCUGCAAUGGUUUCAUUUCGCAUCAGAACCGUGUUGUCUCAAGGAAAAGGUAUAUGGGGCCCACAGUGAAACCCACAAGCUCCGCCCCAUGUUUCCGUGCUGUUUUCACCAGAUAAUUCCCAUAUAGUCUUCUAAAAAACAAUAGAAUAUCAGUAAAGACCAGGACCCACCUUUCCCCCUGUAAAUGUGGCUGGGUUCCAUUGCAAGUGGAGGCCCACGGUGGCUGACUCAAGACAAGAGAGAGAGGUGCUCAGUUAGGUUUCUCCCCAACCUGCUAGUCUUGUUUGUGGAGGAAUUUAGCUUUUGCUUUCCUGAGAGAACUUUGCAUCAUGUGAACACCAGGCUGUGUUCCUCUGAAGUGGUACUGCUAAGCCGCAGUGAGAAGUAGGUCGUAUCAUGGUGUGGACUCUCCUUUCCCCUUGCCUCUGUGAACUCAGUUCUAAAUACCUGUGAUGAGUAUGAGUUACUCGUGCGUAAACUGGUGCCUCUCUAGGCUAAUUUGCCUUGUUAAACCUUUCUGACUGCACAGUCCUUUCUAAUUGUGACUGCCUCAGUCACUGGCAGAAUCCGUCAGUGGGCGUUUCUUGAACCUCUUCCAACAUAAAAGUUGUUUGACACCCAGUCUCCUCCUCCUCUCACUGCGCGAGAGUCUUCUGCGCAGGGAGGGCGUGGGUAGCGGAGGACCUGUCCCCUCCUCACUGAGUUCCAGUGAAGAGUUCUGGAGCCCUCUCUCGGAUUCCCCCAUCUGCCCACCUUUAUCCCUGCUGUUGCACUUAAAUGCUUCCCCCUCCACUGAGCUGUUUCUCCCCCUGCUGCUGGGUCCUUCUCCACCAUCAUCUAGGAGCCUCCCCUUCGCCUCUCGCUCCGAUGUCAGUUCCCUGACAAUACCCUUGCAAUUCUAAAUAGCCCUAUUUAAUGCAACAAGAGUGCCUGGCGUGCUCUGGUCACGAAGAGUCGGACACGACUAAACGAUUAAACAACAACAAAUGCAACAAGGCUGACCUAUAGGUACUUUCUAGGAGCUUGCGACAGCUGAACCUCUCAUUGUAGUGAAUAUUAAUUCACGUAACCACUGGCGGAGGAAGAGGGGUGCGGGGGGGCGCACCCCCCCGGCAGUGCGAUCCCGGUGGGGCGCCAUUGCGGCUGCCCCCGAGUCCGCGCUGGGUGUGCUAUGCCCCCAGGGUGCCCUGCCCUGCUCUCCGCCCCCUGGUGCCGGAGCAUGAAGCUCCGCCACUGCACGUAACAGUUUUGAAAAUGUGUAUCCCUGUGUUACCUGUCUGUUCAGUCAUGGAUCAAUAGUUUCCCCGCUCCCCUGCUAUUCAGUGUAUAGCCUUUACAAUUAUUAUUGUGGUUAUUAUUAUUAUUAUUGUUCGUCAGAGUUAUCGGUUGCUUUUUCUUUGCUAAAGGCAACUCAAAUGACUUACAGCCAAAGACUUUAUGCAGAAGCAGGGCUUUUUUUUAGCCGGAACUUGCUCGAACUCGGGUGGCCGCCAUUGCCAUUCUAAGAGAACAGGCGUGGCAUUCAUGGAGAGUCCCGGCACCUCUUUUUCUUGAAAGAAAAAUAGCACUGUGCAGAAGGUUAUUGUCAUUUCUCUGGUCAUGCAGAUGGAGAAAUCAGCCAAAGGCAAAUUGUGUUCACAUGCACAAAUAGCCCCCACACCCUAUAAUAACUUAUAGCACUGGUUACUGAUCAGUAAGUUAGCAACUUGUAAUAAGCAGAUGUUCUUUUCUAGGUUACUUGGAACCUUCCCAAUAAAAAUAUGAUGGUGUCUAUUGACGAGGCCCAGCUUUUGGCCAACCUGGCGAGGCUGAUCAAAGCAAAGAAGGUCAUUGAAGUAGGUAAGUCAUUCUGUUUAUGCAGGGAUGGCUCCAGAAUGAUCUGUAGGCUGAAUUGCAGGAUCUGUGGGUCAUGUGGCUGUUGCCUGCUAAUCACAUCUAGAAGAGAAGUGACCUUAUGUCCACUGGAAGUCUGGCAUCCAGUCACUUUCUUUCUUUUUUAAAAAAAAAAUUCAUUGAAUUAAAAAAAAAAUCCACAUAAAAAUUCCAGUGCGUUAGAGAGUGUCAACAUCCCAUCCUAUUUUCCAUGAUGUUUUUCUUAUCUCCCCUGUGCUGUAACCUGUCUUCCCUCUUUUUUAACGUAGUUAAAUCUUUCAUUCUUUCUGAUGCUCAUAGUUUGAAACCUGCUGGCGGGUUCUUCAUGCUAUAGUAUUUCUUCAAAUAAUCUGAAAAAGGUUUCCAUUCGUCAAAAUAAAAAAAACACCAGUUAUCAUUAGAUUAUCGUAUUUUAGCUGUUAGCUUGGCUGAUUCAACAUAGCCCGUUACUUUGCUUAGCAUCCAACCACUUUCUAGUUUCUGUUCUUUGGCUUGACUCUAAAGAUCCCCGUGUUCUUUUCAGGCUGUGGACUGAGGCAUAGGAACAAAUACUCCCAAUUCUGCAACAAACGUUUGUUCUUUUAGAAUUUCUGUGGCUUUCUCAGCAUUCAAUCCCUGGCCCUCCACCUUAAAACAUUGCGUUGGUUUCUCCAAAGAACGCUGUCUCCUGUCUGAACCCUGUCUGAAUUAUCCUAGCUUCUUGGAGCUGAGCUGGCCAGGGAAUGUUGAAUGGAAGCCUAGCAUUGAGCAGGCUGCAACCUCUUAGGCCAACCAUUCUGAGAAGUUUUAUUUUUCCAGGAAGUGGCUUCCGAACUGCGCUGCGUCCCAGACCAUAUUGUAGUCCCAAACUUGCCACAGCUCCUGCAAAUAUACAUUGGCUGCGGUUAGAUUGCGCUGAGCAUUGUGAAGUCGCAAGGGCAAACACUAUAAAUAAGUAAGCAUUGAAUAAUUGCAUUUCAGGGCGUAAUCCACGGUCAAGAGCACCAGUCUGAGCUGCUUACAGGAAGGGCACGGCAGGGCCAAAUGUGAGACAAGCAACGUCUCACGGGCUGCAUGGGUGGAAAAAAAAACACUUGGCACACAAGUUUCAGUUGGGCCGCCUCUGCCACCAUCUCCACUUCUGCAUUAGUUACUAGAGACUGCGAGAUAAUUCGGGGUGGGGCAGAGGAGAGCAAUUUGUGGGUUUUGCAGAGACAUCCCAAGCAUCCGUGCAGGGUGGGUCAUUGGGAAAAGGACCAAGAGAUUUGUGGAGCCUGCUGCUCCCCACCCCCCUGCUGUAGCUGUCUCAUGAUGCAAUGGCAUUCUCCAAACGGGACAUGAUAAUAUUCUAAAAUAUAGAAUAUAAAUAUAAUAUAAUAUAAAUAUAAUAUAAUAUUAAAAUAUAAAAUAUAGAAUAUUCUAAAAUAUAGAAUAUAGGUAUAAAUAAUAAAUUAUUAUUAUUCCUGUGGAACGCCCUCCCACCAGAUGUCAAAGAGAACAACUACUACCAGACUUUUAGAAGAUAUCUGAAGGCAGCCCUGUUUAGGGAACCUUUUAAUGUUUGAUGUAUUAUAGUAUUUUAAUAUUUUUUUGGAAACUGCCAAGAAUGGCUGGGGAAGCCCAGCCAGAUGGGCGGGGUAUAAAUAAUAAAUUAUUAUUAUUAUUAUUAUUAUUCAAAACCCUACCAGAUAAGAAUGGCAGAUCAAGUUGGUGGAUUAUGCUGAAAUGGCCAAAAUGAUCAGAAGAAUCAGAAAUCGGGAAGACCAAAAUUUUAAUAAGGAAUGGGGAAAUUUUAUAAUUUAUCUUAAAAACCAUUGUAAACAGUUAAAAUCGUUAGUAGGAUUGGAAUAACCCACCCAAGAGGCCAGGAUAUUAUUUUUAAUAUUUUUCUCUCUCUGAAAACAAGUACUGAAGACAUCCACAGUCUCUCAUGCCUGGACGAGGUUGUGUUAAGAUACCAGUUAAUGGGAUCUAGAACUCGUGGAACUCUCUGUGUCGCAGAAAUAGGAACCAGGCUCCGACAACUGCCCGUAAUUCCUGGUGUGUUUCAGGUGUCUUUACAGGGUACAAUGCCUUAAACAUGGCUCUGGUCAUACCCGAGGAUGGCAGAGUCGUCGCCUGCGAUAUAAGCGAAGAUUAUGCCAAUAUCGGAAAGCCAGUGUGGAAAGAGGUAAAUGAGCUGCGCCGGCACACCUGGGGAUUGGGAGACCUGAGAACCGGAGCUAAGCAACAUAUUACAUGGGAGACCUGUCAUUUCAGGCAUUGGUUGUCUAAGUUUUUAACUCUGAAUCAAAUGCAGGGAAGCACUGAUUUGGUUGGCGCAGCUGGGCUUAUAAGAGUAUAUAAACCUCUCCCCUUGAUGCUGUUUCCUUCUAUCUAAAUCAGUGGUUCCCAGCCUUUUUUUGGCCAUGCCCCAUCUAAGCAUCUCUAAAAUCCUGAUUCUGACCCCCCCCCCCGUGACAUAUACUGUAUUUUUCGCUCUAUAAGACGCACCAGACCACAAGACGCACCUAGUUUUUGGAGGAGGAAAACAAAAACAAAAAAAUUCUGAAUCUCAGAAGCCAGAAGAGCAAGAGGGAUCGCUGUGCAGUGAAAGCAGCAAUCCCUCUUGCUGUUCUAGCUUCUGGGAUAGCUGCACAGCCUGCAUUCGCUCCAUAAGACGCACACAACAUUUCCCCUUACUUUUUAGGAGGGACAAAGUGAGUCUUAUAGAGCAAAAAAUACGUUAAUUCUUACUACGGAUAAAUCACGAAUUUCCUGAGGUAUCUGAAUUCCUGCUGGUCACCAGUGCUCAGAGCAGGGGGAAAUUCCACAACUGUUGACUGAGUGCUCCCAGAGCACUACUCCCCCUGAAUGCGCCCAAUGUGUUUUCUGUUUAGAUAACCUUUUCUGUUUAGAUAACCUCUCCAUUGCCACCAGCUGACUGCCGUGUACAUGCCAAUUUUAAUUUUUAAAAUGUUUAUGUCACAAAAUAUCUUUAUAUACCGUGUAUGAGGCCCCUAGAAUCAUAAGAAAUGCAAAAAAUAUAUAUAAAAAAAUCACUGCUAAUAACUCAUUCUCGAAUUGUCCCCCUUAAAAAUCAAGUUGCCCCCCUGUGGGGCAUGUGUCCCACAUUGGGAACAACAGAGCUAAAUCUUCUCCUCCCCAGCCCCCGGCAAUCUGCUAUUGGCCCUGUAGAAAUACAACCGCUGAAGUGUUAUUUGGCACUUACUCAGGUAACUGCUUGCGAAAUAAUGUUGCAGCCACUCCCUAGCAAUAAUGGCUACAUUACCAGUAACUGAUGCUGGCACCAUUAGCGUCCCACAAAGUACAAAAUGUCUGCGGUCACCAUUUUACAAGUGCCAAAGCAUAUUUAUGCUCCAUAAGUGAUGCCGCUGUGACACAUUGUUUUGAAAUCUUUGCUCUAGCUAGUAAAGGUAAAGGACCCCUGGACGGUUAAGUCCACUCAAAGGCGACUAUGGGGUUGUGGCGCUCAUCUCGCUUUCAGGCCAAGGGAGCCAGUAUUUGUCCAUAGAGAGCUUUCCGGGUCAUGUGGCCAGCAUGACUAAACUGCUUCUGGUGCAACGGGACACUGUGACAGAAACCAGAGCGCACGGAAAUGCCGUUUACCUUCCCACUGCAGCAGUAUCCAUUUAUCUACUUGCACUGGCAUGCAUUCAAAUUGCUAAGUUGGCAGGAACUGGGACAGAGCAACAGGAGCUCACUCCAUUGCAGGGAUUCGAACCGCCGACUUUCUGAUCAGCUAGCCCGAGAGGCUCAGUGGUUUAGACCACAGCGCCACCCGCGUCCAAAUGUUGCAUUCCGUCUUAGGGCAUUCGACACGAUCUUGCCGGAUGUCAAAUCCUGUUUUAAAUCCUCCCUCUUAACUUCAGUGGAAGAGAUUGAAACAUAUGCUUGAUGCUUUUCUCGAAAUAUGAGGACUUUCUCCCCUUUUCUGCACGUACAUAGUGCAAUAUUUUUUAUCUGAAACAGGUUCUCACCCACUGCCAAGUGUAUCCACGGCAUAUGGUUGCAUGGCAUAGGUGCCUAAGAGGGCAGGAGUGGCCAAGCUGGCGCCACUCAGAUCCUGUUAAAUUCCAGCACCUUCAGCCAUGAGGGCAAUUCUCAGGGAUGCUGGGACUUGUAGUUCAGCAAUAUCUGCCACAGGGCAUUGCCUCUGACAUGGCGCUAUUUUUGUAGAUUUUAUUGUGUUCUGAAAACCGAGCAUUCCCAUCUUGUAACAGGCAAAGAAAGAAAAAACCUGCUUAUCUCAUCAGAGGAGUUAGUGGCUUCUUCCUCCUCCUCCUCCUCCAAUAAUUAAAUAAGUAGAAAUUAAAAAGCAAAGAAAAAAGGGUGCGCCAUUUCCUUGCCCAGUCAUGCCCCACAAAUUUUUUUGUAAGGGGAAAUGUGGAUAUGACUUACAUCAACUAUCAGCCAACUGGCUUCCAUUUGGCAGCAUUCUCUGUGUUUUCACGUUCAGCCCUGAAACAAAGUGAUUUCAGAAUUUGUGACUUUGGCGGUUUGCCUAAGAUGGCUGGAGAAAGGACCGAGGAGGUAAUGGUUUGUAGCCCACAGCUAAGCCACGGCUGAACCACUCAGCUUUUAUUUCCACCAUCUCUCUGUUUUUCCUCUCAACUCUGAUUUCCCAAAUCCAGGGAUUUAGUGUAUGCUGUAAACAACCACCCACCUGGUCAGUUGUGGCAAAAAGGAAACUUUGCAGAAGUUGGGUUUUUUAGGCCACAAAUGAUGUAUAUAGGUGGCGCAUAAAGCUUGCUUUGGGUUAGUAACACUUGUGGAGAGUGGUUUAAUGUUCCACGUAAUCUUCCCAGUACUCCAAUUCACAGACCAGAUGAAGACCUCUUAACCUUGGCCUUCAAGCAGAGCAAAUGAUAUCCAAUGAAAUGGAUAAAUUACAUAUGAAAAGACAUUGAUUUUGUCAGGCCUUCUGUCUCAAAAUCACCUAUAGUGCAGUCAUACCUUGGAUCCCAAAUGCCCUGGAACUCGGGACGUUUUGACUCCCAAACGCCUCAAACCCGGAAGUCGUUGUUCCAGUUUGUGAAUGUUCUUUUGGAACCCAAACAUCUGAUGGGACUUCCGUGGUUUCUGAUUGGCUGCAAGAGCUUCCUGCAGCCAAUCAGAAGCCACGAUUUGGUUUUCAAAUGUUUUGGAAGUUAAACUUUCCGCAGGGCCUGCAAGACAGAGUUGUUCCACCAGGCCUUUGGUCAGGGCCCAGCCUGACUCCCACCUCCGGCAACCUGCACAGAACUUUGCUUAACGGUUGCCAUUAAUUUGAUUUUAAUUAAUUUUAUAAUGAAAUGUUUUAGAAUGUUGGAUUAUUUGAUUGUUUGAUUAUUUGUUUGUUGUUAGCCGCCCUGAGCCUGGCUUUGGCUGGGGAGGGCGGGAUAUAAAUAAAAUUUAUUAUUAUUAUUAUUAAACUGACUUCUGGAAUGGAUUCCGUUCGACUUCCAAUGUACAACUGUAUGCCUUUCCUAGGAAAUAACCUUUUACCCCUCUCUCACUUCAGGCAAGAGUGGAUCACAAAAUUGACCUAAGGAUAAAGCCGGCCAUCCAAACACUAGGUAUGUCAAUAAUGCCUGGAAAUUAUAGAAUGUGCAGCUGAGUUGUCAUACUGGUUGAGAAGAGUAGAUAACAAAAUGGGUUUACCAGUUUAGAGGUGUGUCAGGAGAGUGGCUUAAAAAGUGUUGUUUUUUCAUAAAGGAUAGUUUGCUUUUUGGUAGGCCCCUCACCUCUGAAAUGUCAACUUACACAAAAUCAAACUCCUAUGAAUAUUAUGGCACAGCGCUAUUGUACAUUAGGCAAUGCUAAUGGGAGGAGUCUGCUAAUUUCACUGAAACUGAACUGUCCUACAGAUGUUUCCUAUUUGAAAUGAAAUCGUCCUUUUUUUUAAUGUCUAGAUGAACUUCUGGCAAAUGGCGAAGCUGGGACAUUUGACUUUGCUUUCAUAGAUGCUAACAAAGAUGGCUACAACGAUUACUAUGAAAGAUGCUUACAGCUCGUGAGAAAAGGAGGAAUAAUAGCAAUUGAUAAUGUAAGCACAGCAUGCUUCCUCAAGAAAGUCUCGUGGCAAAUUAAAAGUUCUUAACAAAUUCAGUGGAACAUAGGUACAGUGGUGCCCCGCAAGACAAAUGCCUCGCAAGACGGAAAACCCGCUAGACGAAAGGGUUUUCCGUUUUUGAGUUGCUUCGCAGGACGAAUUUCCCUAUGGGCUUGCUUCGCAAGACGAAAAUUUCUUGCGAGUCUUGAGAUUUUUUUCCCGCUUUUCCCCCCCUUUAUCUAAGCCGCUAAGCCUUUAAUAGCCUUUUAGCAGCUAAUCCGCUAAGCCAAUAAGCCUUUAAUAGCCGCUAAACCGCUAAUAGCGCUAAUCCGUUAAGCCGCUAAUAGGGUUGCUUCGCAAGACGAAAAAACCGCUAGACGAAGACACUCGCGGAACGGAUUAAUUUCGUCUUGCGAGGCACCACUGUACUGGUGGAGCCCGUUUAACAAUCAAAUACUAAAUCAUUUCAAAGAAUUCCAACAGAUAAUUCGAUUAUAUGAACACUAUAGAAUCAUUGAAUUGUAGAGUUUUCGAAGAGGGGCACCCAGGGUCAUCUAGUCCAACCCCCUGUGAUGCAGGAAUCUCAACUAAAGCAUCCAUGACAGAGGGCCUUCCAUCCUCUGCUUAGAAACCACCAAGGAAGAAGAGCCCACAACCUCGUAGAAGUCCGCUCAACUGUCAAAACAGCUCUUACUGUCAGAAAGCUCUUCCUGGUGUUUAGUCAAAAUCUCCUUUCUUGUAACUUGAAGCCAUUGCUAAAGGCCCUGGCCUCCAGAGCACAAGGAAGCUAGCUUGUUCCAUCUUCCAUGUAACAGCCCUUUAGAUAUUUGGAGAUGGCUAUCAUAUCUUUUCUCAGUUUCCUCUUCACCAAGCUGGAACAUUCCCAAUUCCUUCAACCAUUCCUCAUAAGGCUUGGCUCCCAGACCCUUGAUCAUCUUGGUCACCCUCCUCUGCACACGUUCCAGCUUGUCAAUAUUCUUACAUUGUGGUGCCCAGAACUAGACACAUUAUUCCAGUGUGGCCUGACUCCAGGUGUGGCAGAGUAGAGCAGGACUAUGACUUCCCUUGAUCUGGACACUAGACUUUUGUUGAUGCAUAGCAUCCAGAUCAAGGGAAGUCAUAGAAGCCACUCCUUUAUUUUUGGGUGACAGCUUUAAAGCGAUAGGCCCUCAGUCACAUGAGUAUGUUUUACGGGGAAAAUACUGGCGGUGGCGGACAGAGGGCACAUAUUAUGCCUUUACUAACAGGAAGGAAAGGAGGGAAGGGGGAAAGCAUUUGGAACUUUGUUGGGAAGGGAAUUAUCUCUUGUAUCUUAAAAAAAUCUCAGUUACUAUUAGUCAAUUUGUACUGGGGGGAAAAGACUAAAGUACAGUCCCUUGUUUGGGAGUAAGACUGCUUGACUCAACUUAUGAGCAAAGACUGAAAUAUAGAGGGCCUUCUCGGUGGUGGCGCCUGCCCUGUGGAACGCCCUCCCAUCAGAUGUCAAGGAAAUAAACAACAAUCUGACUUUUAGAAGACAUCUGAUGGCAGCCCUGUUCAGGGAAGUUUUUAAUGUUUGAUGUUUUAUCGUGUUUUAAUAUUCUGUUGGGAGCCGCCCAGAGUGGCUGGGGAAACCCAGUCUGAUGGGUGGGAUAUAAAUAUAUCGUCGUCGUCAUUAGAUGGCUUAAAUCUGAUUUUCAGAGCUGCAGACUACACUUUUCAAGGAGUAUUUUGGUAAAUGGGUUGUUUGUUUCAAAUCUGGUGGUACAUUGGUCAGACUCCAAUGUCAGGCCCUAGGCAUAUAUGGAAAUAAAUGUUGAUAAAACAGAAUGAAAUAUAUGUAAAUAUAAAAGGUGCGCUGUGCUGUGUUUUUCUUGUAAAAAUAAGUAUACAUUUUCUCUCCCCUGCCCUCCCCACCCUUUCUAAUAGGUUUUGUGGUCGGGGAGAGUCCUUAAGCCAGCCAAAGAUGACCUAGAUGGCCAGCACCUCCAUCAGUUGAAUGAGAAGAUCUUCCGUGAUCCGCGAGUGAAUAUUAGCAUGCUCACCAUUGGCGAUGGGGUGACGUUGGCAUUUAAGCUGUAGAAGAGAAGCCCAGAUGCUGUAGAUGGGCUGGGCCCUGUAAUCAUGGGAACAUUGAAGAUGAAAUGAUGUAUAUUUUUGAACUUGUCUCAAUAAAAUAGCCUAGACUUGAAAUCAGCAA